GGUUUCUUUCGCCGGUCCGUCCAGAAAAAUAUACAGUACACUUGCCAAAAAAAUAGGAAUUGUGUGGUGAAUCAAAUGAGUCGGAACAGAUGCCAAAAAUGUCGCUACGAAAAAUGCAUAACAGUUGGUAUGGACAAAAGUGCAGUGCGCGAGAAUCGAGGCCGACGACGAAAGAAAGACGCAGAUAAGUAA
Messenger RNA from Gongylonema pulchrum, 192 nucleotides. The record is from the annotation of a GenBank genome assembly. NCBI's taxonomy places the organism in Eukaryota, Metazoa, Nematoda, Chromadorea, Rhabditida, Gongylonematidae.